Molecule: messenger RNA, 3208 nt
Organism: Alosa alosa (allis shad)
Lineage: Eukaryota; Metazoa; Chordata; Actinopteri; Clupeiformes; Clupeidae
Product: cystathionine beta-synthase-like protein
Exons: 15
Coding region: 139-1980 (613 amino acids)
Cellular component (GO): cytoplasm
Molecular function (GO): cystathionine beta-synthase activity; cysteine synthase activity
Source: RefSeq, a predicted model, not a curated record
UGGGAUUGGACAAAGGUUUGUCGCUUUAACGCAUGUGAACUGACCGGCAGGAGUGCAUCCUUUUCAUUUUACGAAAGAUCGUCGUCGCUGUUAUUCAACCUCGUCGUCUUUUCCGAAAUCAUUAACAACAGGUGAGCCAUGCCAUCCGUACCCUCCAGUACAGACAAUGGUGGCCUGACCCAAAUCUGCCCGCAUGCUGCCAAGAUGAUGCUCCUCGGUGGUGACGUCAAAGCCAAUGGGGAGGCCAUCUUAAACGGUGACGCCAAACUGAAGAUGGCCGCCAUGACCGGAGAGAACGGUCGUCACGUGUCCAAUGGACAUACAAAUGGAGAAGGCAAUGGCAUGGCCCAGGUGCAUGCGGAGCUGGGCGCUGAGGACGAGAAUGGAGAGGAGGGACCAAUGGAAAGGAAGUGGAUCAGGCCGGACCUGCCCAGCAGAUGCUCCUGGAGACUUGGAGGCCCCAACCUAGGCAACCCUCACCACCACGUGGAAAGGGCAAAGCCUCCCAGCAUUCUGCCAAACAUCUUGACGAGAAUUGGAGACACCCCUCUUGUCCGUAUCAAUAAGAUCCCUAAGGCCUUUGGUCUGAAGUGUGAGCUCUUGGCAAAAUGCGAGUACUUCAACGCCGGCGGCAGUGUAAAGGACCGCAUCAGCCUGCGCAUGGUGGAGGAUGCGGAGAGGGAAGGGAUCCUCAAACCUGGAGACACCAUCAUCGAGCCCACCUCCGGCAACACAGGCAUAGGUCUGGCUCUGGCUGCUGCCGUGAAGGGCUACCGCUGCAUCAUCGUCAUGCCGGAGAAGAUGAGCAUGGAGAAGGUGGACGUACUGCGUGCCCUGGGUGCCGAGAUCGUCCGAACACCCACCGCCGCUCGUUUCGACUCCCCGGAGUCUCACGUGGGUGUGGCCUGGCGGCUGAAGAACGAGAUCCCCAAUGCCCACAUCCUGGACCAGUACCGUAACCCCAGCAACCCCCUGGCCCACUACGACACCACCGCUGAGGAGAUCCUGGAGCAGUGUGACGGAAAGGUGGACAUGCUGGUGGCAGGAGCUGGCACCGGUGGCACCAUCACUGGCAUUGCCCGCAAGCUGAAGGAGAGAUGCCCCAACAUCAAGAUUAUUGGUGUGGACCCCGAGGGCUCCAUCUUGGCAGAACCGGAGGAACUGAACGUCACAGAUAAGACCCAGUACGAAGUGGAGGGCAUUGGCUACGACUUCAUCCCAACUGUGUUGGACCGAUCGGUGAUCGAUGGCUGGUACAAAUCGAAUGACGAUGAGUCUUUCGCUAUGUCGCGCAUGCUCAUCCGAGAUGAAGGACUCUUGUGUGGGGGCAGUUCUGGGACGGCCAUGGCUGCUGCUGUGAAUGUGGCCAAGGAGCUGAAGGAGGGUCAGCGCUGUGUGGUCAUUCUACCCGACUCCAUUCGCAAUUACAUGUCCAAAUUCCUGAGUGAUAAGUGGAUGUGUGACAAGGGCUUCCUGAGAUAUGAAGACCUGAUGGUGAAGAAACCUUGGUGGUGGAACCUGACACUGCAGGUGCUACGCCUGUCCGCUCCUCUGACUGUCCUGCCCACCGUCACCUGUCAGAAGACCAUCAAGAUCCUGAAGGAGAAGGCCUUCGACCAGGCCCCAGUGGUGGACGAGACUGGGGUGAUUCAGGGCAUGGUCACUCUGGGGAACAUGCUCUCCUCUGUGCUGGCUGGGAAGGUCAAGCCAUCGGAUCCUGUGAGCAAGGUUCUGUACAAGCAGUUUAAACAGGUGCGGCUGACUGAUAACCUGGGCAAACUCUCUCGUAUCCUGGAGACUGAUCACUUCGCCCUGGUGGUGCACGAACAGAUCCAAUACAUGACGGAUGGCUCGCCAACGCUCAAGCAGAUGGUGUUCGGGGUCGUGACGGCCAUCGACCUUCUCAACUACGUGACCACGCGGGAGCGGAGGGAGCGGUCCCUGUCUGAGUGCUCCAUGACCAGCAAUGACGAGCAGUGACCACAUGUAUGGACUACUUCUGAUGUUCUGCAUUUGACUAAUCAGACCUUUUCUGCAUUUCCUCUCUUGGUACAUGUCAUAAAUUCUUGCACUAUGACAAGUUCUUUCCAUCAAGCUUGGGAAGAAAUCAGUCGGUACUACCAAAAAAUUACUGUAUUACUGUUUAGUCGAGAAUGUAUAGAAAUAUAUAUGAUUUAUCUGUUUAUUUUGCCUUGCGUCAUAAUAAGGGUUCUUUGGCCAGCAAAAUCUAGCAAUCUCCUUUUGUUGUUGUCCAUAACGUCAGCAUUUUAUUCUUUCAUGAGUACUACAUUGAAAACAGAAUGCACAGUAGAUUUAGUGAACCAAAGCCUAGCACCAGAGCAAGCGCACACAUUAUAAUCCCAUUGGAAAGUGUAUAUAUUUGAUACUUUUGAGACACUUGUCUUUUUGUCUUGGGACUUCCAAAUAUCUAUCAUAUUGUUUAUGAGGCCAUGCGAAAAUGUCAUAGCUCAUACUUCAUUUCAUGAUCAAUGGUGUUAUACUGAAAGAAAAAAAGCCCUACACUUAAUUUCCGACUGGCAUUCAUUCAGGGGUAUGCUGCCACCUGGUGACAGAAAAAGGUAGCACAGUUAUUGGUCAAAUGUGAUUGACAGGGUUGAAGAAUUGGCUCACAAAGUCCUCUAAACGCAAGUACUAAGGUGUGUUUGGCAGACACCAAACAGCUCCCAACCAAGGUGACUUGUGUUGGUUAAUUUUUCUUGUAUUGAGACAAGAUCUUUUAAAAAAAAAAUGUUUUAGUUUUGAUGGGUGUAUUUAAAGAGAGUACUUGAGGUUAGGUUUAUACAGACAGAUCUUUUAUAGAGAUCUCCAUGUAUGGAACAGGGUUGGUUUUUUUUUUUUUUUUUUUUGGGGGGGGGUUAUUUUCUUACGCUUACAAUGUAUGGUAUUGACUACAUGUAAAAUGAAUAAAUGUAUCUGAAAUUAGAUUAAAUGUGUCAUUUCUUGAAUUCUAGAGGGUUAAAAUACAGAGUGAUUGAGAUUUAAAGAAAUUAAAAAUGAAAAUCAUAUGCUUGUUUUUCUUCAGUUAUUCUUUUUGUGUUUUUCCCCCAUCUGUUUUGCUUUGUAGUUGAUGCUUAUGUGUACAAACCAAUGUAAGUACCUUAGUUUUGUGUUUUUUGUUUACCAAUGUCUCAUGUCUUUUGUAAUUGCAUAAGUUUGCUUCAAAUAAAGAUUUUCUCUUCUGAUGCGA